CCGGUGCGAGUGCGGAAGUAGAUCGCCUGUCUUUCCCACAUGGUGAAAAUGGCUGCUAAUGGGGAAAAACAACAGGGCCACAGAGCCGGCGUAUACAAGCAGAAAAAUAAAGGACACAAACAUGGCAAGCACCGGACGAAAGGUGAAAUUGAGAGAGACAACAAAGGGAGAGUGUCGGUGACAGCUCUCACCAAAAAACAGAGGAAGGAGCAAAAGAAGAUGGACAGAAGGAACAAAGCCAACCAGCUACGCAGGAAUAAGAAAGACAUGGUCCUGACAGAAAAGCGACGUCUGGGCAGCAGGGACGGUCCCCCUCAUUUGGUCGCCGUGGUGUCCCUCCAUGCUGGAGUCGACGCUGGUGCUAUUACCAAACUGCUGCGAGGGGAGGGUGCUGGGGGUGUCGUGCAUCAGGAUCGGUGCAUCAGUGGCAUCAGUGAUAGUUUUGGGCUGAUUCUGCCUCGAUUUAAACAAAGGUUCACCUUUCUAAGCCAGAGCACGGCUGACAUGCACUCCCUGCUGGAUGUGGCUAAGAUUGCAGAUAGCCUUGUAUUCGUGCUGGACUCUACUGAAGGUUGGGACAGCUAUGGAGACUACUGUCUCUCCUGCCUCUUUGCCCAGGGCCUCCCCAGCCAUGCACUUGUGUGUCAGGGUGUGUCUGAUCUUGCUGUGAAGAAGAGGGUUGACUCCAGGAGAGCUCUGUCAAAGAUCACUGAGAUCCGUUUUCCUGAUGCUCGUCUCUUCCCUCUGGAUUCGGAGCAGGAUGCCACUCUACUACUCAGACACCUGGGCACUCAGAGACAGAGAAAGCUCGGCUUCCGCUCCAGACGUUCCCAUCUUUUGGCUCAGCACGUUACUUUUACACCCAACAGCUCCACUGAGGGGACAGGUGGUGGACCCACUGGCCUGGGCACCCUCUGUGUUUCUGGGUAUAUCCGUGGCCGUCCUCUACAGGUUGACAGACUAGUGCACAUCAGUGGACAUGGAGACUUUCAGCUCACUCAGAUUGACGCUCCAGCCGACCCUCUUCCCUUCAACUUAACAACUGCCAGACCAGCGAAGCUUGGCAAGGGAGGAGACGUUGACAUGCACGAUGGAGGUGAAGAUGAGACUCCAGUGCGGGUGCUAAUGAAAGCAGACCCAUCCCGCAGGGAGACUCUACAUGCGGAGGCUGAGGUGGACCCCAUGGAUGGAGAGCAGACGUGGCCAACAGAAUCAGAGCUGCUGGAAGCUGAAGAGGCCAGAAAGAGCAAACGUGUGAUGAAGGUCCCUAAAGGAACAUCAGACUACCAGGCCACGUGGAUUGUUGACGAAGACGAGGGGGUGGAGGAUGGAGAGCUGGAUGAAGAAAGUAGUGAUGAUGAUGAUGACGACAUGUUGGACGAGGCCAUGGAUGGGGAUGAUGAGGAGAUUAACUCUCAGGAGCCAGGUUCAGGCUGUGCCUCAGAUGAAGAGGAAGAAGAGGAGGAAGAGGAAGAGGUGUGCUCCACGGAGCGAACUGGAGCAGAUCAGCGUUAUGAUGAGCACUUGGAUGAAGCUGCAGAAGAAGAAGGCCUAAAACGCUACCGGGAGGCUCGGGCGAAUGAAAUGUUUCCCGAUGAGGUGGACACACCCCUGGACAUGGCAGCUAGAAUCAGGUUCCAGCGCUAUAGAGGUCUAAAAAGUUUCCGCUCCUCCCCCUGGGACCCCAUGGAGAACUUGCCUCUCAACUACUCGCGCAUCUUCCAGUUCCAAAGCUUUGAACGCACUCGCCAUCGCAUCCUGGCUGAGGCCGCAGUUGAGGAAGAGGGAGCCAUGGUGGGCUGGUAUGUUACGUUGCACAUCAUUGAUGUGCCUUUUUCUGUGAUGGAGAGUGUCCAGUCAGGCAGACCUCUGACGUUGGUGUCUCUGUUGCCACAUGAACAGAAGAUGUCAGUAAUGCACCUCCUGGUGAGGAGACACCCCAGCAACACAGAGCCCAUCAAGUCUAAAGAGGAGCUGGUGUUUCACUGUGGAUUUCGGAGGUUCAGGGCCUCUCCUAUCUUCUCUCAGCACACAUCAGCUGACAAGCAUAAGAUGGAGCGCUUCCUCAGGCCAGAUGCCCCCACCGUGGUGUCUGUGUACGCUCCCAUCACCUUCAACCCUGCGGGAGUCCUGCUCUUCAAACAAAGGAAUGAUGGCAUCCAGGACCUUGUGGCUACAGGCAGUCUGCUCAGUUGUGACCCUCAGCGUGUCGUGCUGAAGAGAAUAGUACUGAGCGGACACCCGUUCAAAAUUAACCGGCGUUCUGCGGUGGUCCGUUACAUGUUCUUUAACAGGGAUGACAUUAUGUGGUUCAAGCCAGUGGAGCUGCGAACAAAGUGGGGUCGAAGAGGCCACAUCAAGGAGGCUUUAGGAACACACGGUCACAUGAAGUGUGUAUUUGAUAAUCAGCUGCCCUCUCAAGACACUGUGCUGAUGAAUUUGUACAAGAGAGUGUAUCCUCGCUGGACAUAUGACCCCUACGUGCCCUCGUCUUUACCCUGGGUCAAGAGAGAAGGCAUUGUGGAGAUGGACGACUUGGACAUGGAAUAGUGGAAGGACAACCUGACAAUGCAAUACAGACACAGGACAUUUUCAAAAAGUGUAAUGUGUAUUAAAUAAAACUAUUUUGAUCCAGACUAUA
Morone saxatilis (striped sea-bass) is the source of this 2641-nucleotide messenger RNA. It is a transcript of the gene tsr1, whose product is annotated as TSR1 ribosome maturation factor. Gene Ontology annotation, molecular function: U3 snoRNA binding; GTPase activity; GTP binding. Gene Ontology annotation, cellular component: preribosome, small subunit precursor; nucleus. The transcript has 15 exons. Gene Ontology annotation, biological process: maturation of SSU-rRNA from tricistronic rRNA transcript (SSU-rRNA, 5.8S rRNA, LSU-rRNA); ribosome biogenesis; endonucleolytic cleavage of tricistronic rRNA transcript (SSU-rRNA, 5.8S rRNA, LSU-rRNA). Bases 40 to 2550 code for a protein of 836 amino acids. Lineage: Eukaryota; Metazoa; Chordata; Actinopteri; Moronidae. The record is from RefSeq and is a predicted model, not a curated record.